Molecule: messenger RNA, 2368 nt
Organism: Myiozetetes cayanensis
Lineage: Eukaryota; Metazoa; Chordata; Aves; Passeriformes; Tyrannidae
Product: UDP-glucuronosyltransferase 1A1-like
Exons: 5
Coding region: 34-1641 (535 amino acids)
Molecular function (GO): UDP-glycosyltransferase activity; hexosyltransferase activity
Source: RefSeq, a predicted model, not a curated record
UGGAACAGAACCCUCUGCUUCCCUUCCACCACAAUGGCUCUCCCCUCCCAGUGCUUUUUCGGCCGGACGAGCCUCCUGCUUCUCCUGGCAUGGUCCUUCAUCCUUGCUGAAGGCGGGAAGAUCCUGGUGAUCCCUCAGGACGGGAGCCACUGGCUCAGCAUGCGCCCGGUGGUGGAGAAACUGCGGCAGAAGGGCCACGAGGUGGUGGUGGUGGUGCCCUCCACGAGCCUGUACAUGACGUCGAAGGAGCCUCACAACUACACCGUGAGGGUCUACCCCGCCCCCUACCCGGACGGGCAUUUGGCUGCCGCGCUCAAGGCCUUCAUCGAUGCUCAUUUCACCGGAGGAUCCGUUUUGAACCUCGUUAUUGCCUCGUACCAGAGCACGGUAGAGCUGUCCAAGGUCUUCUUCAUGAACUGCGAGAGCCUCCUGCGCGAGCGAGGCCUGAUGCGGGAGCUGGCAGAGAGCCAGUUCGACGUGGUGUUCACGGAUCCCAUCCUCAUGUGUGGGCCCGUGGUGGCCGAGUACCUUGCAGUCCCUUCCGUCUACUUCCUGCGGGGCUUUCCCUGUGGGAUGGAUUUCGAUGCCACCCAGUGUCCAAACCCUCCUUCCUACAUCCCCAAGUUCUUCCUGUACUAUUCAGACACCAUGACCUUUGCUCAGCGUGUGAAGAACAUGCUGGUGCAUCUCCUGGAGAUCUUUUACUGCAAGCCAGUAUAUGCUAAAGUGGAAGAUCUUGCAUAUGAGGUGUUGAAGAAGAAGGUGACAGCCACAGAGCUUCUGAGCCGUGGGUCAUUUUGGUUAAUGAGAUAUGAUUUUGUGUUUGAGUUCCCAAGACCAGUGAUGCCCAACAUGGCUUUUAUUGGAGGGAUAAACUGUCAGCAGAAGAAAAAACUCUCUCAGGAGUUCGAAGCCAUGGUGAAUGCCUCUGGGGAACACGGCAUCGUCGUCUUCUCGCUGGGCUCCAUGGUGUCCGAGAUCCCCCCGAAGAAAGCCAUGGAGAUCGCAGAUGCCCUGGGGACGGUCCCUCAGACGGUGCUGUGGAGAUACACGGGCCCGACGCCCCCCAACCUGCCCAAGAACGUGAAGCUCGUCAAGUGGCUGCCGCAGAACGAUCUCCUGGCCCACCCCAAGACUCGAGCCUUCAUCACCCACGGGGGCUCCCACGGGGUCUACGAGGGCAUCUGCAACGCGGUGCCCAUGGUGCUGAUGCCCCUGUUCGGAGACCAGAUGGACAAUGCCAAGAGAGUGGAGUCCAGGGGGGCAGGGCUGACCCUGAACAUCCUGGAAAUGACCUCCCAGGACAUCUCCACUGCCCUGAAAGCCGUCAUUAAUGACAAAAAGUACAAGGAGAACAUCCAGCGCCUCUCCGACCUCCACCUGGACAGGCCCAUCCACCCCCUGGACCUGGCUGUGCACUGGGUGGAGUUUGUGAUGAGGCACAAAGGGGCCCCCCACCUCAGGCCCGCCGCCCACGACCUCAACUGGGUGCAGUACCACUCCCUGGACGUGCUGGCCUUCCUGCUGCUCGUGCUGCUCCUCUCCCUCUUCAUCUCCUUCAAGUGCUGCCUGUGCUGCUGCCGCCGCUGCUGCGGCAAGAAGGGAAGGACGAAGAAAGCCGCCAAAUCCAAGACCCACUAGCGGCUGAAUCCGAGUCCCACCGGCAGGUGGGAGAUGAAUCCUCUGCUGUGACCUCAAGGAUCAGAGGACAGCUCAGAUUUCACUGCAGUAAGCACUGAUUUUCAGUCCAGCAAUAAUAGGGAUCCUUUAAAAUAGCAACACGAGAGAGGUUGUUGCACUGAGAUAAUUUUUUGCCUUUAAUUAAGAAUCUGUUGUUUCAAAAUACCUUGUGGGGAAGUUGCCUUUCACGCUCAGGCACUUCAGGGCUCCUGGUUUCCACCUUCUGAUGUACAGAGGACUCACAGGGACUUCUUAUUUCCACCUCUCCGUGCAACAGGCAGCUUGGAUUUGCAGGGAAUUUUGGAAGUGUUCCAGGGUUUUAGGAGAACCAUCUCAUGUCAGGUUUAUCAGACACCCUGAGAUCUUUUGUGCAGCUGCUGUUGUAGAAGAGGCAGAUGUUAUGCACUGACCAUACACCUCAUGGAAACCAAGCUUCCAGUGGGGUUUGGGGGAGUGUUUACAAUAUCCUGAACAAAACCAAGGGUUUUGGCAGGGAAGCUGCUGGAAAACCACUGUGUUUCCCCCCAAAUUCCUCCUGCCCAGCACUGUGGCUGGAGCUCACCUGUUUGGCAACGAGACCUUUGUUAAGCAUCAGCUGCGAACCCCGACUGAUUGAUUCCUGGGGAGUGAUGCUCAGGUAAAAACCCAACCCCCAGCCCUAUAAAUAAACCCCAAAUCCUAAAAAUAA